AUGUCAUGUAAUCCAUGUAAUAUAUCGAAUCAUUGUGUCUCAUUAUUUUGUUCAAAUGAUGAAUAUGAUAUAUUUAAACAACAAGCUCAUCUUGAUUAUUUAAGAUUUUUGGAAUAUCGUUCAAAUGAACUUAUUCCUGGUGGUGUACUUAUUCUUUGUUUUCCUUGUUCAAAUGAUAAAGGAUUAUUUGGUUUUGAAAUUCUUUUUCAAAUUUUAUACAAAUGUGCAACUUUAUUACAGAACAAGAAUUACUCAAUUAUACUUAUCCAUUAUACAUUUACUCGACUUCAACAAGGAGAAUUAACAUUGGAUGAAUUUGUAAAAGACCACACUCGAUUUUUACGUAGUUGGGCUGAACCAUCAUUACGAGAAACAUUAGAAAGAAAUAAUCAUCGUUCAAAUGAAGGAGUCGAAACAUUACUAGAUCAAUUUUGGAAUUUAUACGAACGAGAAGUAAAAGAACUUUUAAAUCAAUUCGAUUUGUGUUGCUUUUAUGCCUAUUUAAUAUUGAAAAAAGAUUUGAUAUAA
Molecule: messenger RNA, 528 nt
Organism: Rotaria sp. Silwood2
Lineage: Eukaryota; Metazoa; Rotifera; Eurotatoria; Philodinida; Philodinidae
Source: the annotation of a GenBank genome assembly